UGUCAGCGUUUCGGGGCCUCCGCUGCUUUAGGAGGGUUGCAGCCGUGGCGGCUCCUGUCGCUGCUUUGACCUGCCUUAUCCUGGCGGAGGCCGGACCCUUCUGCACUCACUGAAGAUGCGUUUCCCCGCAACUCUGCGCGCGUCCUGCGGUGGCCGUCCGAGUCCCUUCAUCUAGCGAGUGGUCUUCCUCGCAAUUAUGGAGAUCUAAAAGAUCUAGGUAGUGUGGAGGGGGAAGUCCCCCUCCCCCUCCUUCAUUUGCCUUUUGGAUCCCCCCCCCCACCUUCCCUUGGACAAUAAUACAACGUUUUGUAGAUAAAGAAAUAAAGACUUGGAAUAUAAAUUUAUAUUGUUGAAAAUUAUUUAUUUUUGUAAGUGCCAAGCUUUUAACAGCACAAUGGUGUCCAUGUUGGUGGUCUGAAUCCGAAUUACAAACCUGAAAGUCAUGGACUUCCUCUGAAUCUCUAUCAAAAGAAGAGCACCCAGGUGUAUGUGCAGCAGGUUCUCUUACAGAGGUGGCAGUAUAGGAAAUGGAUAAGAUGAAUUCUUUGGUGCCUGACUGCACCUUGAAGUGUCGAUCGCUGCGGCAUGCUUUAGAUGUUGUUUCCGUGGUGACCCGAGGGAACGAAGGUCAGAUCAAGGCCUUCCUCACCUCUCACUGCUACAAUGCAGCGACUUGCAGGGAUGCCUUCGGCAGGAACGCGCUCCAUCUGGCUGCCUCCUGCGGCAAGAAAGGAGUGCUGGAGUGGCUGGCGGAAACAAACGGAGUGGAUUUGUUGGUCAAAGAUAAGGAGUCGGGAUGGACGGCUUUGCAUCGAGGCGUCUUCUAUGGGCAUAUAGAUUGUGCGUGUUCACUAAUGAAGCAUGGUGUGAGCUUAUACAUACAGGAUAAAGAAGGCUUAUCUGCAUUGGAUAUUGUAAUGAAGGAUAGACCAAGCUAUGUUACUUUCAAGAAUACAGAUCCUACAGAUGUCUACACUUGGGGAAACAAUAUAAAUUUUACUUUGGGGCACAGUGGUCAUCAGAGUAAACAUCAUCCUGAGUUGGUGGAUUAUUUUCCUAGGAAUGGUAUUUAUAUCAAACAGGUGGUACUCUGUGAAUUUCACUCUGUGUUCCUGUCUCAGAAAGGAAAUGUGUAUACCUGUGGACAUGGUCAAGGAGGUCGCUUAGGCCAUGGGGACGAACAAACUUGCUUGAUCCCUAGACUAGUGGAAAGCCUGAUAGUGCAUCAGUGUUCUCGAGUGGCAGCAGCUAAAGAUCAUACUGUCGUAUUAACAGAAGAUGGAUGUGUGUUCACCUUUGGCCUCAAUACCUUCCAUCAGCUGGGUAUUCUUCCUCCUCCUCCUAACUGCAGUGUUCCCAGACAGGUUCAAGCAAAAAGUCUCAAAGGAAGAACGGUGACUGGAGUAGCUGCAGCCAGGUUCCAUACUGUGCUGUGGACAAAAGAAGCAGUGUACACAAUGGGACUUAAUGGUGGACAGCUAGGAUACUUGCUAGAUCCUAAUGGAGAAAAGUGUGUAAGUUCUCCUCGCCAAGUCUCUGCUCUGCUUCAUAAAGACAUUACUGUAUCUUUUGUUACUGCAAGUGAUGGUGCAACCGUUUGUGUUUCUGAAAGAGGAGAUAUAUAUUUGCUCACCGACUAUCAGUGCAAGAAGUUGGCUUCCAAGCAACUAAAUCUAAAAAAGGUUCUGGUUAAUGGAGGUUAUUUGGAAUACAGAGUGAACCCUCAACAUCUUAAGGAAAACGAAGGUCAGAGGAUCUGUAUUCUUGCCCUGGAUGAAGCUGGAAGAGUGUUUUGUUGGAAAUCUGCCAACAGUCCCAUGAAGCCGUGCCGAUGGGUCUGUGGCCGCCAAGUCUGUGUAUCUGACAUUUCCUUAAAUAAGAAUGAAUUGAUGUUCGUUACGCAGGAGGGUGAAGCUUUCAGAGGAAAGUGGAUGGAGGGGAAUAAAAAUUCUGAAAAGAAAGAGAUUGUGGCAAAUCUUCAGAACUCCGCAAAUGAUGUGGCCACUAAUGAUGCGAGCAGUGUGUGUGAACGAAUACGGCUUGAGAAGCUUGCCUUCGUUCAUAGAGCUGUCAGCAUCACCACAGAUCCAAAUGGAUGCAACUUUGCUGUUUUACAGUCAGAUCCUAAAACAAGCCUCUACGAAAUUCCAAGUGUGUCAUUGUCCAACUUUGCUGAGGAUUUUGGCAAAUUACUCAUGGAAGCAACAGUUACAGACACCAUUCAUGAUGUGACUUUUCAGGUUGGCGCCAGAGUUUUUCCCGUGCACAAGUACCUUUUGGCAAUGCGCUCUGAUUUUUUCAGGAAGCUCUUCACUUCAGAUCAUGAUUGGCUAGAUCCUCCCGAUCUUUACCGUAAAGAUGGAGAUGAUGUUGGUUGUGAGCUGUUUGUGAUAGAAAAACUUCAUCCAGACUUGUUUAUGUACCUCCUGCAGUACAUUUAUACAGACUCUUGUGAUCUUUUGGUUUAUGGUCACAUGCCCAAAAUGAUAUACAAAGAAAAAAAGGAAGAAAAUGAAGACACCUUAAUUUCAGACUUUAAUAAAAUAACUGUUUAUGAAGAUAUUGAUAAGUCUGCAUUUGAGGUUUACAGAAGUAAUCAGGCACAGUUGGUAAAUGAAACGCAGAAGAGCAAACCAAAAUCAGCUUCUAAGAAAUGCAAAGAUGUUGGGGAAGAGGUGAAUCUCAUAAAAAUGUUACAAAGUGCUGCAAAGAAAUUUGGACUGGGCUGCUUAAGCUCAAGACUUGAUGGAGUCAAAAUGAAAAAUGGAAGAAUCAGUGUUGUCAGCAGAAAAAAUGGAAACAAACCAAAAUUGAACCAGAAAAAAUUGUUGUACCUCUGUGAUGUGACCAUGAAGUCUAUAGAUGGAAAGGAAUUCCCAUGCCACAAAUGCAUACUCUGUGCAAGACUUGACUACUUCCAUAGUAUGCUUAGUAGCUCCUGGAUUGAGGCAUCAUGUUCUGCAGCUCUGGAAAUGCCAUUCCCUUCUGACAUCUUGCAAGUCAUCCUUGAUUACAUUUAUACAGACGAAGCCAUUGCUAUAAAAGAAUCUGAGAAUGUGGAAUUUAUCUGCAGUGUCCUUGUGGUAGCAGACCAGCUCCUCAUGUUACGACUGAAAGAAAUCUGCGAGGUAGCCAUUACAGAAAAACUUACUUUAAAGAAUGCUGCUAAGCUGCUGGAGUUUGCAGCAAUGUAUAAUGCUGAACAGCUGAAACAGUCUUGCUUUCAGUUCAUAGUGCUAAAUAUGGCAGCUAUACUUGAAAUAAGGGCUUUGGAUGUUUUAAGUGAUGGUGUUUUGAAUGACCUUUCUGUGUCUUAUAGAAAAAUGAUUCCAGCUAUGGUCAGGAGAGUAAUUACUCCAUAUCAAGAUGGCCCUGAUAUCAGUUUGUUGGAGCCUGAGGAAGGAGAAACCUUCGUGUUCCUGAAAGAAGAACAAAGUGCAGAGCAAGCUACUCAGGAAGCUGUUCUCAAAAAAGCAAAAGCUAAAGCUAAAAAGAAGCCUCGAAGACGGUCAGACAGCUCGGGAGGUUAUAAUUUAUCGGAUAUCAUUCAGAAUCCACCCUCUACAGGGCUUUUGAAACUGGAUAAAACCAACUCUGUUGAAUCCCUCCCUGAAGUCCUGACCUCUGAUUCCGAAGGUAGCUAUGUGGGAGUGAAUAGUCCUCGAGAUUUGCAGUCUCCUGACUUCACAGUGGGAUUCCAUACCGAUAAGGUUGAGGUGAAAAAGAGGAUGUAUGUUUCCAGUACAGUUGUUCCACGUGCCAAUAAAGAGGUGAAAGUCAGUGAAGGAACAUCAUUGCAAAAAAAAUCAACACCGCGGUGCAUUCCUAAUAACAAAAACACCUCUGCAAGCUCUUCCAAUUGGGUUAUUGGCUCUUUUAGUCCUACCAGUCCUUCUGCUAUGGAUUUAAGAACCAUUAUGGAAGUCGAAGAAAACAUGCAAAAAUGUGGAACCAUGCCAAAGAUAAAUUCGGGCAGGCCCACUACUCAAGGGAAUAAGCUUUCCCAGAAGCAGAGGAAGCUGAUUGCCAUGACUUCUAAGGAUAACAGCCCAGAGAUCAUGCCAAUUGCAGCUGCCCUGCCUGCACAGCGAAAAACUACCAAGCCAGGGAAUGUAUGGUCUACUUCAUCGCCUUCUGCUUUGCCAACAUCUUUGCCAACAUCAUUCCAUAAGCUCCUGAUCAAGGAAGAAAAAUCUUUUGGUGUGGGUACUAGUUCUAGAAAAGCUUGGGUUAAAGAACUUGAAGAUGCACAAACUGCAAAGACUCGAAGGUGCACAACCGCCGCUGAUCUUCAGGCAGAAAAUGAUCAUUCCUGUGAACCCAUACAGUCAGAAAGCCCAAAUCCUUGGUUAGCAACAUCCUUGCCAAGUCUUGCUGCAGCAACACCCAUCACAUUUGCAGAGAUUGUAAAGGAAGAGCUCCAGCAAGAAGCUGCUCUUGUCCGUACCAGAGAGAAACUUUUAGCCUUGAUCCAGAUAGAAGAACGCGCUAUUCAGGAUCUGUUAAUCCACUAUCGAGCAUACGGCAACCCCGAUGAGUUUGUUGUUGUUGAAAGGUCUCCACAGGGGCCAAUAGCAGCUCCUAUGUGGAACAAGCAUUAAUGAAGACGGCUUGUUGUGGAUUUUGAGAGAACUUUGCUAGACUGGGAUUAACAGCAUGGAUAUUCUGGGAUAUGAAUGAAGACAGUGACUUGUGUCCAUCUCUUUUCAACCUAUUACUUGUUAUGUGUUUUCCUUACAAAACUGCUGCUUCAUAGGCUCUGCUGCUCUUUGGAGUUGAAAAGUACUAAGCUGCGCUAUAAAAUACUUUUGUUCCCAUCCCACUUCCUACCCCACCAGCAGAAGGUAUGAAACUGGUGUUGCUCAUCCAGUUCACAAGAACUCGGUUGUCAUAACAAUGCUUGUGCUUUGAAUUAAUGGGAUUGAGUAGCUAUCACAAACUUUAAUUUUGCUAAUAAUAUACCCAGUGUUUGGGUAUAUUAACAAAAAGCCCUUACAACUGAAGCAAUGGUGUUGAAGUUCUAGUAUGCCUCUGUAUAUGUGGAUGUUCUUUUUUCCCCUGCUAUAAACAUCAUGCCUUAUACAGUAGGUGAGACUUUGUGCUGCAGUGAAAAUUUUAUACUGCCCUAGGUUUCCAUUAUUCGAGGGGAAGUCCAGACUUCUAUGUAAGCCCUUACAAUAACAAACAGCACUGUUUUUGAUUCAGAAGUGGCAACACGGGGAUGGGGUAAGCAGCAACAUGCUGAACAACAAAAUAUGAAGGAAAAGGACAUGAAAACUACACAAAUGACUGCAUUUUGAUAAUUUUACAUUUGUAAUGAAAGUGUUGAUACCCUUUUGAGUACUCUGUGUUCAGAAUUCUGUGUCAGAUUGUGGGUGGUUUCUUGGUGUUGGAAGGCUUUUUAAAAGAUUCUUAAUUCUAGUAAAUAACAUGGUAUUGGUAUGAUUUUUGUUUGAUAGCUCAUGAUUGGAUUUACUUAUUACAAUAAUCUCAGCAUUUAUUGAGUUAGGAUAACUGAAGCUAUUACCCAUGUGAGCAUUCAUAGAUUGUGAGAGAAUGAUUGAUGUCUGUUAUCUGAUGUCGUUGCUGCUUACUGUUAUGGAUUAAACACUAAAAAUAACUACAAAGAAUCUGCAAUAAAGAGCAAAAUGGAUCAGCACAAGUUACUAUAGGA
Messenger RNA from Sphaerodactylus townsendi, 5674 nucleotides. RefSeq names its product inhibitor of Bruton tyrosine kinase (gene IBTK). NCBI's taxonomy places the organism in Eukaryota, Metazoa, Chordata, Lepidosauria, Squamata, Sphaerodactylidae. Gene Ontology annotation, cellular component: nucleoplasm; cytoplasm. Gene Ontology annotation, molecular function: protein kinase binding; protein tyrosine kinase inhibitor activity. The transcript is spliced from 29 exons. Gene Ontology annotation, biological process: negative regulation of protein phosphorylation. The record is from RefSeq and is a predicted model, not a curated record. The coding region runs from base 528 to 4601 and encodes 1357 amino acids.